Erythranthe guttata (spotted monkey flower) is the source of this 1136-nucleotide messenger RNA. RefSeq names its product syntaxin of plants 111 (gene SYP111). NCBI's taxonomy places the organism in Eukaryota, Viridiplantae, Streptophyta, Magnoliopsida, Lamiales, Phrymaceae. Gene Ontology annotation, molecular function: SNARE binding; SNAP receptor activity. The record is from RefSeq and is a predicted model, not a curated record. Gene Ontology annotation, biological process: intracellular protein transport; vesicle fusion; exocytosis. Gene Ontology annotation, cellular component: plasma membrane; endomembrane system; SNARE complex.
CACACACACACACUCCAAACACUCUCUCUCUCUCUAGACACAAGCUAAAAUCAAAGAUGAACGAUUUGAUGACAAAAUCAUUCACGAGCUACGUGGAUCUGAAGAAAGAAGCGAUGAAGGAUCUCGAAUCGGGUCCGGAUCUGGAAAUGGGCAUAACCAAACCCGACCAAAACCUAACCCUGUUCCUCGAAGGAGCCGAGCAGGUGAAGACGGAGAUGAACUCAAUCCGAGAAAUCCUGGCCCGACUCCACGAAUCAAACGAGGAGGGCAAAACCCUCCACAAGCCCGAAGCCCUCAAAUCACUCCGCGCCCGCCAAAAUGGCGACGUUUUCUCCGUCCUGAAGAAGGCUCGUGCGAUCAAGGCGCGUCUGGAGGAUAUGGACCGGUCCAACGCCGCCAACAGGCGCCUCUCCGGCUGCAAAUCGGGCACUCCGGUGGACCGGACCCGAACCGCCGUCACGAACGGGCUGAGGAAGAAGCUGAAGGAGCUGAUGAUGGAUUUUCAGGGUUUGCGGCAGAGGAUGAUGUCCGAGUAUAAGGAAACUGUAGGGAGGAGGUAUUUUACUGUAACUGGAGAGAAUCCCGAUGACGAAGUUAUCGAGAAGAUUAUCUCCGGUGGCGACGGCAAUGGCGGUGAAGAAUUCUUGUCCAGAGCCAUUCAGGAGCAUGGGAGGGGAAAAGUGAUAGAGACGGUGGUGGAGAUACAAGACCGCCACGAUGCCGCCAAGGAGAUAGAGAAGAGCCUAUUGGAGCUCCACCAGAUAUUCAUGGACAUGGCGGUGAUGGUGGAGGCUCAAGGGGAGCAAAUGGACGAUAUCGAACACCAUGUGAUGAAUGCCGCCCAAUACGUCGGAGACGGAACGAAAAGCCUCAAGGUCGCUAAAGAGCAUCAAAAGAGCAGUAGGAGGUGUUUGUGCAUUGGGAUUAUACUUCUCCUUGUGCUUAUUAUUAUUGUUAUUAUUCCCAUUGCCACCAGUUUCGGUAAAUCUUAGAACAAUUUUUCUUUUUUCCCGACGAAUAUUGUGCUUGUGUGUGUGUGUGUGUGUGUGUAAUUCUUUGAUUCUUUGUUUUUAAUUUCUUGAUAUUCACUCUCGUGAGAUGCAAGUUAGCUGUUCUUCAAGUGUGGAUUUUGCUUU